AUGAGAUUUCUUCAACCAUUCAACACAUUGGGUAGUGGCGAUCCACAUAUUUCAACUCUUGACUCGACCACGUACACUUUCAACGGCCACGGUGAAUUUACUCUGCUGAACGCACUGAAUGACAUCUUCAUCUUACAAGCAAGAGCGGCUCCUCUCGUUGGAACGUCUGAUGCAACGGUGUUUGUUGCCAUGGCAGUACGAUUUGGUGAUAGUGAUGUCAUUCAUGUUCAAACCAAUGAACGCAGGGUUCUUGAUGUUUAUGUCCGACUAGCCGGGGAUGGACAAAACUUCACAAGGAUUGAAUUCGAUCAGGCUUCUCGAUGGUCAUAUUCAGGGGUCUCGGUAACCGGUCGCAACAUUACCUCAGAUGGAAUCAUUGUAUCUUUUGACGGAGGGGUAGGGCUAAAUAUAAAAGCAUUCGAAGGAGCAAUGAGCAUUUUUCUCGUAGCUCCAGACUCCUUCCGGGGUCUGACGCAAGGGUUGAUGGGAACGUGGAAUGGUAAUGCCAGUGACGAUUUCCUAACUCCUCAGGGAUCUAUCCUCUCACCUGAUCUGACUACUGAGCAGUUGCACUACCAGUUUGGACUAUUAUGGGAAAUCGGUGCCGCAAAAUCAGUGUUCUAUUACGAACCGGGCAAGGACCACGAAUUUCAUACCAACCGCCAUUACAUUCCUGUCUUUGAGCCUGUCGCCAACCCUUCUGUAGACCAGAGCCUUGUGGUAGAAGUCUGCGGUACGAACCCGUUCUGUAUCUUCGACUACCAGACAACGGGGUCGCAGAGUUUUGCACAGAAUACCGUGAAGUCCCUCGUGCAGUAUCAGCAGGCAGUUGACAACAGAGCAUCGUUCGUGAGUUGCCCAAGUCUUCCCGCCCCUGCUAAAGGAAGAGCCAUCGUGGCGACCUACAAGGCAGGGGGCGUGGCCAGAUUCGUGUGCGAUGCCAGCUUCGAACUGAGUCAUGUGGUCAACUUAACCUGCCAAUCAAAUGGUACUUGGAGUCAUGGCGAUAUCCCGACAUGCAUGGGUGAUGCAUCCGGGCAGACAAAGACUACGCCCUCUAGGACAGGGACGCCACUUGUUCUUUCGAGGCCUGCGAUCAUCGGAAUAUAUGGGGGAACGGUGAUUCCGAUCGGUGUGAUCGUGCUAGUCGUCAUUUUGAUCUGCAGACCAAAGAAACGUCCACCGUCGAGCAGAAAGGUGAACCCUUCAACAGACCAGGCUGAAGUUCAGGAAAACCCUAAGAACGGCCAUGCUUAGUCUUGGCAAUAAACUUCAAAAAAGACGAGUGGAUCGACGCGUGAAGCUACUGGUUUAUUUUAAUCUCUGCAAACGCACGCGUGUAUGGGCAGAUAACUCUUUCGAUGCUUUGUAUUGGGCUCUUUUUACUUUUCAUGAUUUGUAUUUCAUUCUCUUUUUCCAAUUCCAGAAAUCGUUUUGUUGCUAUUGAUUUAGAGCAUACACAAUGUAUUAUACACCUCUUUUUAGUAUGUUGAAUAAACCUAGUCAUCUAUGUGGUCGAAAUUGGAGUCGUGAUUUUAGCCAUGCCCGCAAAAUUCAGGCAAAUUUCUAGCGAAGAUUAACAGACAGUGUCUCAAAUUAUCUGUAAUGUACAAAUCAUUGCUCCAGAAAAGGAUAAUAAGGCAAGAAUUCUUUGUAGAAUAUUUUGUGAAUUCGGUUUACAAUGUAUAUAAUAAUGUAUCAUGUUUAAUUGGUAAAUUGUACUGUCUUUGAAAGUUUGUAAAUCACUUUUUAAUUUCUAAUCGCUUUCCAUUUGCCGUCUUACUUUCAUCAUCAUUCCUCUUCUCCAUGUAUUCACAGUUCCAGCUGUUCCAUUCUUCUCAUACCACUC
Molecule: messenger RNA, 1849 nt
Organism: Strongylocentrotus purpuratus (purple sea urchin)
Lineage: Eukaryota; Metazoa; Echinodermata; Echinoidea; Camarodonta; Strongylocentrotidae
Product: sushi domain-containing protein 2-like
Exons: 9
Coding region: 1-1257 (418 amino acids)
Source: RefSeq, a predicted model, not a curated record